Messenger RNA from Clupea harengus (Atlantic herring), 2745 nucleotides. It is a transcript of the gene rspry1, whose product is annotated as ring finger and SPRY domain containing 1. The record is from RefSeq and is a predicted model, not a curated record. Gene Ontology annotation, molecular function: protein binding; ubiquitin-protein transferase activity. Lineage: Eukaryota; Metazoa; Chordata; Actinopteri; Clupeiformes; Clupeidae. Gene Ontology annotation, cellular component: cytoplasm.
UAGUGAGAUAGCAAGUGGUGUCAAAGCAUAGCUUCCUUUUGUACCCAUAUCAUAUCGAAAUCACUAUCGCAAGUGGAUUUCCGUGAAUGAGCAAGUGGCAGCUACAGUUAUCACGAGUAAACGGUAAUCCGCUUUCUCAUCUAUACUGCCUGUGACUUUUGUGGCAUAUGGAAAGAUAGGUAACACUAACGUUUGUCAAUUUCAGCGCUAGCCACUUCCCUGUCACUUGCCUUGAGUCAGAAAGGCCUAUUUCGCUUGCCCAUCACCGCUGUUCUCGUGUAGUGCAACACCGGAAACCUUUCCUUGUUUACGGGGCUAGGAUAGGGGGUUGACUCCGGAUAACUCCAACCCAACAACCCAGAGGUGGUGUAUUUUCAGGACUGGCAAAAGUAAAAAGGGGGCUGUGGCGGCCGUCCCCCGAGUCUUGUGUACAACUGGACCCUCAGCUGAAAAGGUCUGCUGGGUGCGAAUCCGCAACAGAAGUGUGUCCUGCCCAGCUGGGACUCGAUGGAGGAUGCUUGUUAACUUUACUGGUACUUUGCCCCUCUGCUCGGCCGAUCGGCGCCCCCAGUAGCACCAUGAUGACUGGUAGCCAAGGCAGGAUCGACCACAGACGCCUCCACAAGUCCCCCAAAUGAUAUGAUAGUAGCCACCUGGAUUGCAUUCUGUGCCAGCAGGAGCCUCGCACGGGUUCUGCGACUCACCGUAGAACAGCUGCACACGCUACAGUUUUGGCAGACCCUCGGGGCCACCGGAACCAUGGGGAACAGCUGUGUUUGCAGAGAGGACAGUGACGUGGAGGAUGGAUCAGCGCCCCGGCGGCAGCUCAGGCGCGGCGACCACACGGCCGUAGAGGCGACGGAGGCUCGGGCUAGCCGCCCACGGGACCCGGUUAGGCCGCCCAGACGCGGCCGAGGACCGCAUGAACCUCGGCGAAAAAAACAAAACGUUGACGGCCUGGUACUAGAUACAUUAGCCGUUAUUAGGACUCUGGUUGACAAUGACCAGGAGCCGCCGUACUCAAUGAUCACACUACACGAGAUGGCCGAGACAGAUGACGGCUGGUUGGAGGUGGUCCAGUCUCUGAUUCGGGUCAUCCCUCUGGACGACCCGCUUGGGCCCGCGGUGAUCACACUGCUGCUGGAUGAGUGCCCUCUGCCCACCAAAGAUGCUUUGCAGAAGCUAUCGGAGAUGCUGAACUUGAGCUCAGCUGUGGCGCGUCAGGAUGCCCUCAUCCCCGCCAAACACCGCAACACCACCGCGGUGCUGGGCUGCCUGGCCGAGAAACUUGCCGGUCCAGCCAGCAUAGGCCUCCUUAGCCCAGGAACCCUUGAGUACUUACUGGAGUCUCUGAGCUCAGAAGCACACCCCACUGUCAUGCUCUUUGCUCUCAUCGCGUUGGAGAAGUUCUCUCAGACAAGUGAGAACAAGGUCACAGUGUCGGAGUCGUGCAUCAGCGAUCGGCUGGCGGUGCUGGAGUUGUGGUCGGAUCUCUCGGACUACCUGAAGCGGCAGGUUGGGUUUUGUUCCCAGUGGAGUCUGGACAACCUGUUCCUGAAAGACGGUCGUCAGUUUACGUAUGAGAAGGUCAACCUGAGCAACAUCAACGCCAUGCUGAACAGCAACGACGUCAGCGAGUAUCUGAAGAUCUCUCCCAGCGGUCUGGAGGCUCGCUGUGAUGCCUCAUCCUUUGAGAGUGUCCGCUGCACGUUCUGCGUGGACUCUGGCAUCUGGUACUACGAGGUCACGGUCAUCACCUCGGGGGUCAUGCAGAUCGGCUGGGCCACCAAGGACAGCAAGUUCCUCAACCACGAGGGCUAUGGGAUCGGGGAUGAUGAGUACUCGUGUGCUUAUGAUGGCUGCAGGCAGCUGAUCUGGUACAACGCUCGCAGCAAACCUCACUCCCACCCCUGCUGGAAAGAAGGUGAUGCCAUAGGCUUCCUCUUAGACCUCAAUAAGAAGCAGAUGAUCUUCUAUCUCAACGGACAUCAGCUUCCCCCAGAGAAGCAAGUGUUUUCAUCAGCCACGUCGGGCUUCUUUGCCGCAGCGAGCUUCAUGUCUUAUCAACAGUGCGAGUUCAACUUUGGGGCCAAGCCGUUCCGCUACCCCCCGUCUGUCAAAUUCAGCACCUUUAACGACUUUGCCUCUCUGGCGUCUGAUGAGAAAAUCAUCUUGCCAAGACACAGACGCCUGGCCCUGCUGAAACAAGUGAGCAUCCGAGACAACUGCUGCACCCUGUGCUGUGACCAAAUGGCUGACACUGAGCUCAGACCCUGUGGACACAGUGGUAUUUGCAUGGAGUGUGCCUUACAGCUGGAGACGUGCCCGCUGUGUCGCCAAGACAUCCAGACGCGUGUCAGACUCAUCUCUCACGUGUCCUGACACCCUCCCUCCCGCCACCAGCACCACCCUCCCCACCACCCACCCAAUGUUACUGACGGACAAAGUGACUCGGACAUUACCCCCGCCUCCAUUCUAAACAGUCUCCUCUGUCCAGCAGGAUCAUGAUUUCAGGGUUAGGCACUCCGCGGUCUGUCAGCCCACUGGAAGAGAACGGGAGAGGAAAACAAAGAGGAGAAGAAGAAGGUGGAUGUAAGCGGUAAGAAAAAAAAGGGCGGGAAACUGUCCCGCCCCCUCCCCAACCCCCGAAGUGCUGCACAGAGCUGCAGGUCUGCUGUCUGUGUGCGUGUGUGUGCGUGUGUGUGCGUGUGUGUGCGUGUGUGUGUGUGUGUGUGUGUGUGUGUG